Messenger RNA from Lacerta agilis (Sand lizard), 2679 nucleotides. RefSeq lists its product as uncharacterized. Bases 1 to 2679 code for a protein of 892 amino acids. NCBI's taxonomy places the organism in Eukaryota, Metazoa, Chordata, Lepidosauria, Squamata, Lacertidae. The transcript is spliced from 3 exons. Gene Ontology annotation, molecular function: zinc ion binding; nucleic acid binding. The record is from RefSeq and is a predicted model, not a curated record.
AUGACAGAGACCAACAGCAACGCCCGGGAGGGAUCGGCUGGCAAUAUGGCAACACGUGGCUCAAUUGAGGAAUUUAAUGUCAAUGAGCCAGGAGAAUGGAGUGAUUAUUGUGACAGACUUAAGUUUUACCUCCGUGCUAAUAGAAUUACCAGUGCUGAGGAGCGAAGGGAUACGUUCCUCAGUGUGUGCGGAAAGGCUACUUUUAAAUUAGCAAAGAACCUUAUCUCCCCGGCCACACUUGAGUCAAAGACUUUUGAGGAAUUGACUGCGGUGCUUGGCAACCAUUUUGAGCCGGCGCCUUCACAAUUGGCCUGCCGGCAGAUGUUUUACCAGCGGUACCAGCAGAGUGGAGAGUCGGCGUCAUCAUUUGUGGCUGCCUUGAGGGAACUCACCCGCUGUUGUGAGUUCCACGAUCUGGAGGAGAUGCUGAGGGAUCGUUUUGUGUGUGGCCUGUGUGAUGAGAGGCUGCAGAGGGAAUUGGUUGCCAAGAAGUUUUUGACCUUCCAGGAAGCUUAUGACUUUGUCAUCUCCCGGGAGGGGGCAGACCGCACAGUUCGAGAGCUCCGUGGUGGACAGGCGACUGGUGUGCAUGCGGUGGAGACUGACACAGAGGAAGGCGCGUCGGACGAGGUAACGGGGGGAGCAUUGAAGGUGUUUCAGUCCUCCCACCGGCAGCAAGGAAGUCGACAGCUUGAUCAUCGCCGGCUGCUGGCCCAGUCGUCCCCCAAGAGCUGUGACAGUUGCGGAAAAGCACACGAGCGACGGUUUUGCAGGUUCCGCAACGCCCAGUGUCGGAAGUGUAAGAGGAUGGGCCAUAUUGCCCGAGUCUGUCGGGCUGGAGAUCGAGAGACUGGAGAUCGUUCAAGAGAGAGACUGAGGUGCUGGGGCUCAGAGCCUGAGAUUGUGGGUCAGUGUUCUUCGACCCGUAUUCAGCCCCAAAGUGAUAGUGUACGGCCACCACCAAGGAUCACGAAAGUGGUUCGCAUAGAGGGGGUGCCCUGUGAACUGGAAGUGGACUCUGGGUCGGGGUUCACGAUUGUUUCAGAGCCCACUUUCCGCAGCACAGAAAAUUUAAAGGCAAACUGCGAAUUGUGGUUGCAGGGGGCCGGCGGCCGGACUUACUGGUUUGAGGCCUUCGGCAUCCGCCUAGAGGGGGCCCACAGAAUAGAGUCGGCACCGUCUUCUUUUGAGGCAUUGUGCCAGGAGUUCGCAGCUGUUUUUGACGGACAAUUGGGACGAUACACAGGGCCGCCGGUGUCCUUCGAUCUGGACCCGGCUGUUUGCCCUAUCCGACUGAAGCCGCGCCGUGUGCCCUUUGCAUUGAAGCCGAGGAUCGAUGAAGAGUUGGACAAGCUUGUGGAGCAGGGGGUGCUGGAGCCCGUCUCGCAUGCCCGCUGGGAGACCCCAAUCGUGUGCCCUUUGAAGGCAAACGGCGCAGUACGGAUCUGCGCGGAUUACAAGUGCACUCUGAAUAAGGCACUGCAGCAAAAUGCCUACCCAGUGCCAGUGGUAAGCCAUGUGCUCGCGUCCCUGGCAGGGGGGCAGAUUUUUGCAAAAUUAGACCUGGCGCAGGCCUACCAACAGCUCCCGGUAGACGACGCCACAGCGGAGGCGCAGACAAUUGUUACUCACCGGGGAGCAUUUCGAGUUAAGCAUAUGCAGUUUGGGGUCAGCGUGGCCCCAGGAAUUUUUCAGGGACUGAUGGAGCGACUACUUAAGGGAAUCCCGGGGGUAAUUCCCUAUUUUGAUGAUAUACUAGUCGCCGGGGUGUCCUCAGAGGAACUGAUUUCCCGCCUCCGUGAAGUUCUGGCCCGCCUUGCAAAAGCUGGCCUUAAGGUUAAGCGGGAGAAGUGCUUCUUGGGAGUUCCCCAAGUAGAGUUCCUGGGGUUCCUGGUUGACGCCAAGGGUAUCCAUCCUACUUCUGCGAAAGUUACUGCCAUCAGGAGUGCGCCAGCCCCACAGUCAAAGAAAGAGCUGCAGUCGUUCUUGGGGCUUCUCAAUUUUUAUCAUGCCUUCCUUCCACAUAAGGCGUCUAUCGCGGAACCACUACAUCGUCUGCUUGAUGACCGGGGAACUUGGAAGUGGGGGCAGCGGGAAGCUGCUGCUUUCGCCGCAGUAAAGGACUUACUUUCGUCCGAUAGUGUUCUUACCCAUUUCCGUGAAGAUCUGCCUUUGUCGUUGGCUUGUGAUGCAUCUCCUUACGGGAUUGGAGCCGUGCUGAGCCACCGGUUACCGGAUGGGCGGGAGGCUCCUAUUGCUUAUUUUUCUCGAACUUUGUCGUUGGCCGAGAGGAACUAUGCUCAAAUUGACCGGGAGGCUCUGGCAUUGGUCGCAGGAGUAAAAAAGUUCCAUGAUUAUGUUUAUGGGCGCCCGUUCGAGCUUGUGACUGACCACAAGCCGCUGCUAGGGUUGUUUGCGCCAGACCGUCAAACACCGCAGAUCUUGUCAGCCCGCAUGUUGCGGUGGGCCAUGUUUUUGUCAGCCUACACGUAUGAACUGGUGCAUCGAGCGGGUAAAGCCCUGGGCCAUGCAGACGCCCUCAGUCGGUUGCCAUUGCCAGAGCCGGCUGAGGAUCCAUCACCGGCUUAUGGCGUUAUGUCCUUGGAAGACCUGCCGCAACCCCCUGUUAGUGCGGAUCGGCCGCAGGAGGCUAUCAAGGAGAAUCUCACCUGUUUUUAG